Vombatus ursinus (common wombat) is the source of this 2452-nucleotide messenger RNA. RefSeq names its product methylcrotonoyl-CoA carboxylase 1 (gene MCCC1). Gene Ontology annotation, cellular component: mitochondrion. Gene Ontology annotation, molecular function: metal ion binding; ATP binding; methylcrotonoyl-CoA carboxylase activity. Lineage: Eukaryota; Metazoa; Chordata; Mammalia; Diprotodontia; Vombatidae. The coding region runs from base 10 to 2265 and encodes 751 amino acids. The transcript has 20 exons. The record is from RefSeq and is a predicted model, not a curated record.
CGCUUGGGAAUGCCCGGAAGCAACAUGAGGACAUACCUGGGGGCUGUGGCGCUGCUGGUGGCGGAGAGGAACCAAUGGCGGCAUCUGCCUGGCCUGCUGCAGCCGGGGAGAUGGAUUUGGAGACAAAGAACUGUGAAAUAUUCAUCAACUGGAAGAAGCAACAUCACCAAGGUCCUUAUUGCGAAUAGAGGAGAAAUUGCUUGCAGAGUGAUACGAACAGCUAGGAAAAUGGGCAUGCAGUCAGUGGCUGUCUACAGUGAGGCCGACUGGAACUCCAUGCACGUGGAGAUGGCAGAUGAAGCAUACUCCAUUGGUCCAGCUGCCUCCCAGCAGAGUUACCUUUCCAUGGAAAAAAUCAUUCAAGUGGCCAAGGUUUCAGCAUCACAGGCUAUUCAUCCAGGGUAUGGUUUCCUCUCAGAAAACACUGAGUUUGCAGAGUUGUGUAAACAAGAGGGACUCAUUUUCAUAGGGCCUCCUUCAUCUGUUAUCAGAGAUAUGGGAAUUAAGAGCACAUCCAAGGCAAUCAUGUCUGCUGCUGGGGUUCCUAUUAUUGAAGGUUACCAUGGCGAAGAUCAAUCAGACCAGUACCUGAAGGAACAGGCUGGAAGAAUUGGUUACCCAAUCAUGAUUAAAGCAGUUCGCGGUGGAGGUGGAAAAGGCAUGAGGAUCGCCAAAUCAGAAGAAGAGUUUCAAGAACAGCUGGAAUCGGCAAGGAGAGAAGCCAGGAAGUCUUUCAGUGAUGAUGCCGUGCUGCUGGAGAAGUUUGUGCACACCCCAAGGCAUGUGGAAGUUCAAGUGUUUGGUGACCAGCAUGGCAAUGCUGUGUAUUUGUUUGAGAGAGACUGCAGUGUACAGAGAAGACACCAGAAAAUCAUCGAGGAGGCCCCAGGGCCUGGAAUCGAUCCCGAAAUAAGAAGGAAGCUUGGGGAAGCCGCAGUGAAAGCUGCAAAGGCUGUUAAUUAUGUGGGUGCAGGCACUGUGGAGUUCAUCAUGGACUCAAACCACAACUUCUUCUUCAUGGAGAUGAAUACGAGGCUGCAGGUGGAGCAUCCUGUUACCGAGAUGAUCACGGGGACUGACUUGGUGGAAUGGCAGCUCCGGAUUGCUGCUGGAGAGAAGCUCCCUUUGAGUCAGGAAGAAAUAAGAUUGAAAGGCCAUGCCUUUGAAGCGAGAAUAUAUGCAGAAGACCCUCAGAAUAAUUUCAUGCCUGGGGCAGGACCCCUCGUGCACUUGUCUACACCACUCCCAGGGCCUAGUGUUAGGAUUGAAACUGGAGUCAGGCAAGGUGAUGAAGUUUCAGUGCACUAUGACCCCAUGAUUGCAAAACUUGUUGUCUGGGCUGCCGACCGCCAAGCAGCAUUGAAGAAGCUUCAGUACAGCCUUCACCAGUACAAUAUCACAGGAUUGAACACCAACAUCGACUUCUUACUGAGUCUUUCCAGACACCCCGAGUUCGAAGCUGGCAACGUGCAUACAGACUUUAUCCCACAACACUCCCAUGACUUGCUCCCCCCUCCGAGUGCCACGGCCAAAGAGGUUUUAUGUCAAGCCGCGCUGGGACUCCUCCUCCAGGAGAAAGUUAUGACCAAUGCUUUCAGACUUCAGACAGAGGGUGUUUUUCAGAAUUGUACAAGCCUUCCACACUUGAUAGAUCAGUUCUCACCUUUUGCAUCCAGUAGUGGAAGAAGAUUAAAUUUCUCUCACACCAGAAAUGUGACUCUUCAGGAUGGGAAAAACAAGGUGGCCGUAGCCGUAAAGUACAAUCGGGACGGAUCGUACAGCAUGCAGAUUGAAGAUAAAACUUUUGAAGUCCUCGGUGACCUUUGUAAUGAAGGAGACUGCACAUACCUGAAAUGUUCCGUUAAUGGUGUUGUUAGCAAACCUAAACUGAUUAUCUUGGAGAACAUCAUUUACCUGUUUUCCAUGGGAGGCAGUGCUCAGAUUGGCAUCCCAAUGCCUAAAUACUUAUCUUCAGCAAGUACUGAAGGAAUCCAGGGGAGUACCCUCGCACCGAUGACUGGAACAAUUGAGAAGGUAUUUGUGAAAGCUGGAGACAGAGUAAAGACUGGUGACACCUUGAUGGUUAUGAUAGCCAUGAAAAUGGAGCAUACAAUUAAGUCACCAAAGGACGGCACAAUCAAGAAAGUUCUCUUCAAAGAAGGUUCUCAGGCCAGCAGACAUGCUGCAUUAAUUGAGUUUGUGGAAGAGAAAUCGGAUGAAGCCGAAUCCAAAUUGAAUCCAGGCAGGAGAUCUGAUGAUAAAUAAUUUCUUACUUGUCUGCACCAAAUACAAAGUGCCUUCCUACUUCCCUAGGAGCUGUGACGAGCUGCACUUUUAUCCAUCCACAGUUUGGUUUCCAUUGCUCUUUUAUAGUGAAAAUCAUGCAGUUGGGCCCUCAACAUUAUAAGCUGACAUAAAAUAUUUUAAAUUAAUAAAAAUUAAACUAAAUUUA